UCCGGCGGGUGACGGUGCGGACGGGUCAGGAGCGUAGAGGCGGCGGCAAAAUGGCGGCGCCUGAGGAGCGGGAUCUAACCCAGGAGCAGACAGAGAAGCUGCUGCAGUUUCAGGAUCUGACUGGCAUAGAAUCUAUGGAUCAGUGCCGCCAUACCUUGGAACAGCAUAACUGGAACAUAGAGGCUGCUGUACAAGACAGACUGAAUGAACAAGAGGGUGUACCAAGUGUUUUCAACCCACCUCCAUCCCGACCCCUACAGGUUAAUACAGCUGAUCACAGGAUCUACAGCUAUGUUGUCUCAAGACCACAACCAAGGGGGCUGCUCGGAUGGGGUUAUUACUUGAUAAUGCUUCCAUUCCGGUUUACCUAUUACACAAUACUUGAUAUAUUUAGGUUUGCUCUUCGUUUUAUACGGCCUGACCCUCGCAGCCGGGUCACUGACCCUGUUGGGGACAUUGUUUCAUUUAUGCACUCUUUUGAAGAGAAAUAUGGGAGGGCACACCCUGUCUUCUACCAGGGAACGUACAGCCAGGCACUUAAUGAUGCCAAGCGAGAGCUUCGCUUUCUUCUGGUUUAUCUUCAUGGAGAUGACCACCAGGACUCCGAUGAGUUUUGUCGCAAUACACUCUGUGCACCUGAAGUUAUUUCACUAAUAAAUACUAGGAUGCUCUUCUGGGCAUGUUCUACAAACAAGCCUGAAGGAUAUAGGGUCUCACAGGCUUUACGAGAGAAUACCUAUCCAUUCCUGGCGAUGAUUAUGCUGAAGGAUCGGAGGAUGACUGUGGUGGGACGGUUAGAAGGCCUCAUUCAACCUGAUGACCUUAUUAACCAGCUGACAUUUAUUAUGGAUGCAAACCAGACAUACCUGGUGUCAGAACGACUAGAAAGAGAAGAAAGGAACCAGACGCAGGUGCUAAGACAACAGCAGGAUGAGGCAUAUCUGGCCUCUCUCAGGGCUGACCAGGAGAAAGAAAGGAAGAAGCGGGAGGAGCGGGAGCGGAAGCGGCGGAAGGAGGAAGAGGUGCAGCAGCAGAAGCUGGCAGAGGAGAGACGGCGGCAGAACCUACAGGAAGAAAAGGAAAGGAAGUUGGAGUGCCUGCCUCCUGAGCCUUCCGCCGAUGACCCUGAAAGUGUCAAGAUCAUUUUCAAAUUACCCAAUGAUACCCGAGUAGAGAGACGGUUCCACUUCUCACAGUCUCUAACAGUAAUCCAUGACUUCUUAUUCUCCUUGAAAGAAAGCCCUGAAAAAUUUCAGAUUGAAGCCAACUUUCCCAGGCGGGUACUGCCCUGUGUUCCCUCAGAGGAAUGGCCCAACCCCCCUACGCUGCAGGAGGCAGGAAUCAGCCACACAGAAGUUCUCUUUGUCCAGGACCUAACAGACGAAUGACACUUUUUCUUCCUCUCCCCUCCCACACCCCAGUCCCUAAAAGAAAUGGAAAAAACAAAAACAGAAAACAAACAAAAAAAGAGAUAUUCAUAUUAUUAUUAUAAUACAAUAUUUUUUUUAAAAGACUGCUGCAUCCUAAGGAAGGAUCAGAAACCACGCUGCCUGCAAGAGAGACAACCUGUGUGAGUGCAAGGCCAGCAGUGAAAGUCCCCGCUCCACCUCUCCCUCUAGCUUCCUUACCAUGCGCCUUCCAGCGGACGGAGACUUCACCUCCCGCCCAUCCACUGUUCCAGCUGGGUAGGGGACAUUCCCACUAGUUUUAUUCAUUCUUACUUUUAUGGAAAAUAAAAGUGAAAAACCUCUGUCAACCAGCUACAGCUACAUCUCCUGAGGACUUCCUUCUCCCACCUCUUGAAAAGAGGGGGAAGAGAAAGCACAGAACAGAGAUGUUCCUUGAACUGCCCUAUGAAUAAUUUUAAUUGUUCCUGUUGCUUUGUAAUGACCAAAGGAAUGAGGCUGACAUAGGUGUAUUUUUUUUCCUUAACUUUAUCUCAUAAAGAGCCAAUUCCUAAACCCAUGAGUUUAUGCCAUGGGCUCCUUAGCCCACAAUAGUGUAAUAAAGGUGCCCAGGCUGGUUUGUGCUUAUUUCUGCCAUUGCCCCUCUCGUGUCCACAGAGAGGUUACGUUGGUCCAACUCUUGCUGUCUUCUCUUACCCCCGUGCACCCCACUCGGACCAGUGGAAGGAAAGCUGAGUUUUAGCCUCUGCAAGGCGGUGUGCACAGAUAAUACUUUCGUACAUGGUGGAUAUUCACCUUUACACACAACUGUAGUUUUCCUUAGAACUGCACUAGGUGACGGUGCAGGGGUUGGAACCAAAGGAUAGCACCUCUUCAUUCCUCCUCUGACUUGUGCAUGCUGUGCAGCUUCCCCAACUGCCAAGCUUGCUGCCUUUGCAGAGUGCUAGCAGGACCAGCAAUGGAGCCGGCAGAGCCAUGUAAGAAUACCCUCUCUGCCUUUCUUAGUCACUGUGUUUUAAGAAGCAUUUUCUUCCUUUUGCCCUGUUCCUGUAUUGAAGUAAUGCUAUGUUCUUUUUUAAAUUUUUUUCACCUCAAUGUCUGGUCUGUGGUUGAGUUUAUGGUAAUACAUGCAUACAUGACUCAGGUCAUGUAUUAACAGGUGCCAGUGUGUGCUUAUUCCAAAGAGUGCCAUAGUGAGACUGGCACAGGGCUCACGUUCUGCAGCCUUUGGAAGUCACUGUAGCUGCUACCGUGCUGUGAAGGUAAGGGGAUUCAGGUCAUGAUAAAGCAUAACUUGCUAGAUUUGUCACCUCCAGAGGAUCUCUCUUGUUUAAAACGUAAAGACCACUCUGGCAGCAGUAACAUGCUUACUGCCCUCUGCAGCCUCAGUUGUUGUCAGGUAGAUACCAUGUGGCAGAGGGAGGCACUUCAUGAAUAUGACCUGAUCUAGGGAGGCUGAGAAUUUCCCGGUGGUUUACAACACCGUCCCUAGGAAAAGUUAGUUCUGUACCUGGCUGUGUGUGGUUCUUGGUUUUCUGCUGUGCCAAGGCUAACUGGGUGGGAAAUGACACCUCACUGUCAUCAUAAAAUGUGUCAAAUGAACUCCAUGUAAACCAUGUUCUCCACUCAACCCUAAAUGACUGCCACACAAGGAGAAUGUUUCCCCUUCGGCCUCCCCACUUGUAGUUCACAGCUGUUGCCCUGGCGGCACGUUCAACAGGCUGGGCAUACUGAGUGUCUGGCCCAGACACCCUUGAGGACAUUGUGGUUUUUGCCCCCUUCAUAACUCAGUCUCCUUAUAUAUUGUGCACUUUAUACUUCUUGCCUUUUGAUACCUGUUUUCAGCAAAGGAGUCAGACACAGGAACAGUAAGACAAGGCCCUUUUAUUUGUCAGUACAACUCUUGGGACAGCCUGCCUGUCUACUGUAGGGUUCAAGGGGUUUCAGCUGAAGUGCAUGCCCCUCUCUAGGCCUUUUGAAAUAAUCUGCUUAAAUUAGAUCCUUGCUUGUCUCAUUGCUGCCCCUAGUGCUGCUGGCUGGGUGCCAUUUCCUUCCUCCUAGGUGUAAUAUGGGUGAGCGUUUUGUCACUUAAUGCCAGUACAAUCUGUGUUACUCCUAAGGACCUCUAGGAGCUCAACGGGACCUGCAAAGGAGAAAAAAAAAAAAGACGCUGAGGGAAAAAAAAAAGACGCUGAGAACCGGUGGUCUGCAAGCAUUCGCUUUUGUUUCCAGAUCGCCUCUGAGAUUCUUCAGCUGUUGUUUCCAAAUGGCAAGUCAUCAACAAAAACACUUGUUUCAAGUUUUGUUCUGCACUCCCAAGACUGAAGUUGUAGAGUCAGCUGAAUAACCAUGGGAAAUGACCAAGCAGAGACACCCAAUUGGGUCAGUUGAAUUUUUGCAGCCUCAGUGGGACCUUUCUGGUCUUUUCUUUCACUUCUGCAGAAUUUCCUGCAGUAAAUAUUUCUUUCUCCUUGCUUGCUCCACCAUGAGUUACGGAGAAGAGAUGGCUGGAGCAGAAUCUCUGUAAACAACUAAGAACCUAGAAUCUUCAACUGAGCAGUUAUUACGAACAUUGCUAAUGGUGCCAAGGCCCAGGAAACAGUUUCAGGAAAUGACUGAGAAAGAGUGAUAGCCCCAGGAUGCAAAAUCAGGGGAGUAUUAUCACCUGGUGCUUGAACAAGGAGCUCCAUCAUAAAGGUUUUUGUAGGACUCGUGAGGAAUGCAGCAACAAGGAAAAUCCAUCCACAAAGGAUGCAGUGCCCCAACUUGUACUGCACCCGAAUAGUUACGUGAUAAUUUCCUGAAGAAAUCUAGUGUACUUAAAAUUUUUUUCAUAAAGGUUUACAUUGUAUUGUAGGUUAACAUUAAAUGUUUUAUAACAAAAAUUUCA
Molecule: messenger RNA, 4296 nt
Organism: Chinchilla lanigera (long-tailed chinchilla)
Lineage: Eukaryota; Metazoa; Chordata; Mammalia; Rodentia; Chinchillidae
Gene: Faf2
Product: Fas associated factor family member 2
Exons: 11
Coding region: 51-1388 (445 amino acids)
Cellular component (GO): endoplasmic reticulum
Molecular function (GO): ubiquitin binding
Source: RefSeq, a predicted model, not a curated record